Messenger RNA from Nerophis lumbriciformis (worm pipefish), 1959 nucleotides. Its product is annotated as kelch-like protein 10. Gene Ontology annotation, molecular function: protein binding. The record is from RefSeq and is a predicted model, not a curated record. Lineage: Eukaryota; Metazoa; Chordata; Actinopteri; Syngnathiformes; Syngnathidae.
CGCGCUCAGACUGGGCAGAAGCCGAACGUGUGAAGAAAUGGCAACAAACUGGCAAAGAUGAGUCACGAUGGGAAGUUUUCAUACCAGUCUGGCUCAGUGUACAACGAACUGCAUCUCACAAAAGGAAUUAGCGAUGCAAUCAUCACAGUUGGCGAUGCAGAAUUUCACAUCCAUAAGAUCAUUCUUUGCAACUGCAGCCCGUACUUUGGAGCCCUCUUUCUACGUUGGUCAACCCCAGACCAGAGGGUCUAUGCCAUACGUGGUCUGACAGCUCACUUAAUGCAGCUCAUUGUUGAUUUUGCAUACACCGGCUCUGUGUCAGUGACAGAGGACAAUGUAAAGGACUUGUUGAUAGCAGCCGAUGAGUUCAAUAUGAUAGCCAUUGUUCAAACCUGCUGCACGUUUCUAACAGAGCAGCUCUGCCCAGAGAACUGCAUCGGCAUCUGGCAGUUCACAAAGAACUGUUACACCCCAGAGCUGCAGCUCAAGGCCUACCAAUUCAUCCUAUACCACUUUGAGGAUGUUGCAAACUCUGAUGAGCUGCGGACACUCUCUAUGCAGGACUUCUGCGACAUCCUCGACAGAGACGACCUAAUAGUAAAAAAGGAAAACACCGUUUAUGAGGCCAUCCUACGCUGGGUUGCACAAGCCCCUUGGGAGCGAGGCAGAAACCUGGCACUCCUUCUGGCUCGAGUGCGUCUAGCGCUGACGAGUGAGGAGUACAUCACCAUCAACGUGUUGACCAAUCACCUAGUGCAGAACAGCAGCAAAUGCUUGGACAUGGUUGCUUUUGCUGGCCGAGUGAUUCGUCACAUGACAACACACUCUGUGUCCGGAUAUUGCAAUGUCAUCGCCCGUCCUCGCCUGCCUUCUGCCAUUCUCUUGGCGAUUGGAGGCUGGAGUGGCGCAAAUCCGACACAAUGCAUUGAGGCCUACGACGUGCACGCCAACUGCUGGGUCAGUCUUUUAGAUGAUAUGGAUCAGCCCCGUGCAUACUGCGGUGCCGCCUUUCUCAAUGACUGCGUCUACUGUCUGGGGGGAUUUGACGGCACGGAACAUUACAACACUGUCAGCCGCUUUGACCUAAACACGCGUGCUUGGCAGGAAGUGGCGCCCAUGCACUAUCGCCGCUGCUACGUGAGUGUAACUGUGCUAAACGGAUGCAUAUACGCAAUCGGAGGCCAUGAUGGACGAGUACGACUAAAGACUGCAGAAUACUACACGCCUGAAACCAACCAGUGGACUCUUAUUUCCAGCAUGAACGAACUGAGGAGUGACGCCAGCUGCACAGCCCUCAACGACAAGCUUUACAUUUGUGGUGGAUUUAAUGGAAACGAGUCCCUGCAAACAGCAGAAUGUUACAGCCCAGAAACCAACCAGUGGAUAUCAAUAGCCCAUAUGAGCUGCCGCCGCAGUGGGAUUGGCAUUGUUGGGUAUGCCGGCCAUGUAUAUGCGGUUGGAGGUUUUGAUGGCGAAGACCGCCUGGCAAGCACUGAAGCCUACGACCCUGAGACGGACACAUGGAUUAGUUUGCCUUCUAUGCAAUGCCCCAGAAGCAACUUUGGCAUUGAAGUAGUUGAGGAUUGUCUCUUUGUGGCUGGGGGGUACAACGGUAUCUCCACGACCAACCUUGUGGAGUACUACGACCUAAAAACUGGUACAUGGUCUCCAGCCAAUGACAUGGGGCUCUCCCGCAGUGCUUUGAGCUGCUGUGUCAUGUCUGGACUACCCAACAUUUCCCAGUAUACAAUGCUUCGUAAUGACCUGCCGCUGCUCUUCUUGGAAGACGACUCAAUAGACAUGGAGGAUGACAUCUAAACCCUGGAGUGGGUUUUUUGUGUGUGUUACCCAACUACAAAAAAUAAUCUGAAAAACAAAUGUGCAUUUUCUUGUUUUCUCUUAAAAUGUAAGAAACUAUUAUGAGGCUUUACUGAGAACAAUGAGAUAUACUGCUAAACA